AUGAGGCCUGGCAGCUGCUUAUCCAAGAUGGCCGCGAGCCAUAAAGUGGUAUUGAGAAUAUGUGGAAGCUCUGGCCUUGAGAAUUUAAUGUUAACGAAAGACUCAGAAAGUGUGGGUGAAAGUAAGGAGAAGAAAGGAUGCUACAAUGGAGUUAACCAAUGUUCAGCUACUACCCAUAGCAAAGUCUUCCAAUCUAAAGAAUGUGGCAAAAUCUUUAAUUGGUGCUCAGACCUUACUACACGUAAGAGAUUUCAUGCUGGAGAGAAAUCCUACAGAUGUGAAGAAUGUGGCAAAGUAUUUAACCUGUACUCACGCCUUACUAAACAUAAGAGAAUUCACCUUGGAGAGAAACCCUACAAAUGUAAAGAAUGUGGCAAAGCUUUUAAGUUAUGCUCAUACCUCACUAAACAUAAGAGAAUUCAUACUAGAGAGAAAUCCUACAAAUGUGAAGAAUGUGGCAAAGCUUUUAAGUUGUGCUCAGCCCUUACUGUACAUAAGAGAAUUCAUACUGGAGAGAAACCCUACAGAUGUGGAGAAUGUGGAAAAGCUUUUAAGUUGUCCUCAGCCCUUACUGUACAUAAGAGAAUUCAUACUGGAGAGAAACCCUACAGAUGUGAAGAAUGUGGCAAAGCUUUUAAGUCGUUCUCAGCCUUUACCGUACAUAAGAGAAUUCAUACUAGAGAAAAACCACACAAAUGUGAAGAAUGUGGCAAAGGCUUUAACAGUUGUCCACAGCUUUCUGAACAUAAAAGAACUCAUACUACUGAGAAACCCUACAAAUGUAAAGAAUGUGGCAAAGCUUUUAAGUUAUGCUCAUACCUCACUAGGCAUAGGAGAAUUCAUGCUGGAGAGAAACCCUACAAAUGUGAAGAAUGUGGCAACAUCUUUAAAACAAGUGCAUACCUUUCUGAACACAAAAGAAUUCAUACAGGAGAGAGACCCUACAAAUGUAUAGAGUGUGGCAGAGCUUUCAACUCAAACUCAGACCUUACUCGGCAUAAGAGAAUGCAUACUGGAGAGAAACCCUAUAAAUGUGGAGAAUGUGGCAAAACUUUUAAAUAUUGGUCUUCCCUUAAUACACAUAAGAGAAUUCAUACUGGAGAAAAACCACACAAAUGUGAAGAAUGUGGCAAAGGCUUUAACAGUUGUCCACAGCUUUCUGAACAUAAAAGAACUCAUACUGGCGAGAAACCCUACAAAUGUGAAGAAUGUGGGAAAACGUUUAACUAUAGCUCUAGCCUUCGUACACAUGAGAAAGUUCAUACUACUGAGAAACCCUACAAAUGUGAAGAAUGUGGCAAAGCUUUUAAGUUAUGCUCAUCCCUCACUAGGCAUAGGAGAAUUCAUGCUAGAGAGAAACCCUACAAAUGUGAAGAAUGUGGCAAAACUUUGAAAUAUUGCUCUCCUCUUAAUAUACAUAAGAGACUUCAUAUUGUAGAUAAACCCUAA
Propithecus coquereli (Coquerel's sifaka) is the source of this 1449-nucleotide messenger RNA. RefSeq names its product zinc finger protein 678-like. NCBI's taxonomy places the organism in Eukaryota, Metazoa, Chordata, Mammalia, Primates, Indriidae. Bases 1 to 1449 code for a protein of 482 amino acids. The record is from RefSeq and is a predicted model, not a curated record. The transcript is spliced from 3 exons. Gene Ontology annotation, cellular component: nucleus. Gene Ontology annotation, biological process: regulation of transcription by RNA polymerase II; central nervous system development. Gene Ontology annotation, molecular function: RNA polymerase II cis-regulatory region sequence-specific DNA binding; DNA-binding transcription factor activity, RNA polymerase II-specific.